GUUAACGAAGAAGGAGCUGAGGCCGCGGCUGACACUGGAUUUGGUGAGAUGCAGCAGUGCGCAUCUUUCGGUCCACCACCGGUGGAAUUCAAAGUCACACAUCCAUCGCUGACCAUGCGGGAACGCAAUUAUUCCUGGGUCACGUGA
Dibothriocephalus latus is the source of this 147-nucleotide messenger RNA. NCBI's taxonomy places the organism in Eukaryota, Metazoa, Platyhelminthes, Cestoda, Diphyllobothriidea, Diphyllobothriidae. The record is from the annotation of a GenBank genome assembly.